This is a messenger RNA of Tachysurus fulvidraco (yellow catfish), 2649 nucleotides long. It is a transcript of the gene kif9, whose product is annotated as kinesin family member 9. The coding region runs from base 342 to 2549 and encodes 735 amino acids. NCBI's taxonomy places the organism in Eukaryota, Metazoa, Chordata, Actinopteri, Siluriformes, Bagridae. Gene Ontology annotation, biological process: microtubule-based movement. Gene Ontology annotation, molecular function: microtubule motor activity; ATP binding; microtubule binding. The record is from RefSeq and is a predicted model, not a curated record. The transcript has 21 exons.
GCACAGUUGUCUUGACAACAGCGUCAACUCGCUGCGUUAACGAUUAGAAGUGAGGCUAAAAUGCUAAGUGUAAAUUUCAUAAGGUCGAUAUGCUGAAGUUACUGUAGCUGUAGAGAUUAAAAAGCAGCAGUAGUGUGUGUAACAUACACAGAUGAUGUGAUGACUGACAGUCCUGAUAAUGCAGUACUUAUGCUAUGAAGCAGGGAAUAUAUUUAUGUCUGUUCCUGUCCUGUUUAGUUGCUGCACCAAACCAGACGGUGAUGGAUGUGCACAGGACCGAUUCUAUGACGGCAGUGUAGAAGAGCAUCAACAGCUCCUGUGGCAGACCAAACAUUAUUAAUAUGAGUGCACUCAACGAGGUCAAGGUGUUCGUCCGCAUCAGACCCACAGCCCAGUUUGCUCAUGAACUCAUCGAGUACUCACCUGAAGAACAGACGGUGAAUGUGCGGCUGAGUAAGAAAUCCAAGACAGCGGUGUUGAAUAAUCAGAUGAGCUCAUGGUGUUUCCGGCUCAGCGGAGUGCUACACAACUUAUCACAGGAUGAGGUCUAUCAACAGGUCGCACACAGUGUGGUGCUUGGAGCUCUGGAGGGUUACAAUGGAACGGUUAUGUGCUUUGGGCAGACUGGAUCUGGAAAGACCUUCACAAUGACCGGUGCCAGUGAGAGUUACAAACAACGAGGCAUCAUCCCACGUGCCAUACAGGACGUGUUCCAUGAGAUUGACACUCGUGUGGAUUACAGCUUCUCUGUGCGCCUCUCCUUUCUGGAGAUUUACAAUGAGACUUUGGUGGACCUGCUGGCCUCAGUGAAAGGGGGACAGACGAAGCAUUGUGGAACAUUGUCUGUGGUGGAAGAGCCAGAGGGUGCGGUGUCAGUAAAGGGCCUGUCCUUACAUCCAGUUCACAGCAAAGAGGAGGCACUAAACCUGCUAUUUGAGGGAGAGAUGAAUAAAAUAAUAGGAGCGCAUGCCCUCAACAAGAACUCAUCCCGGUCACAUUGUAUCUUUACUAUUCACAUUGAGUCUCGCUCUCAUACGCGGUCAAAUGCAGCGUACGUCACUUCAAAACUUAAUUUAGUGGACCUUGCGGGUUCUGAGAGGCUGAGCAAAACUGGGUCUGAGGGUCAGGUGCAGAGAGAGACCCUGUACAUAAACAGAUCUCUGUCCUUCCUCGAGCAGGCCAUCUUGGCCUUGGCUGACCGGCGCAGAGAGCAUGUGCCCUUCAGACAAAGCAAGCUAACGCAUGCUCUUAAAGACUCUCUCGGUGGAAAUUGUAACACAGUGCUGGUGGCUAAUAUCUUUGGUGAGGCAGCACAGAUUGAAGAGACGCUCUCCACUCUCCGCUUUGCAGCAAGGAUGAAGUGUGUGCGCACAGAGCCAGCUGUCAACAAGCACAUCGACCCUGCUCUGCAGGUCCAAAGACUGCAAAAAGAAAUCCAAAUUCUGAAGCAGGAGCUUUUCCUUCAUAACACACUGGCAGAUAGGGCUGGUGUGACGUAUGAGGACCUGUCGGAGGCGCAGGUAGCACUGGUUAAAAGUGAGGUUCAGAGGUACCUGGCCGGCACGCUGGAUGAGCUCAGGAUUGAGAGUGUUCAACAAAUCCAGGCAGUGUUUGCAGAGUUUAAAAAAGCUUUCCAAAAUAGGGAGCAGGAACAGCGACUUAAAGAGCAGACGAGUCAGAGACGUGUUGUGGUGGAGCAUACUCAGAGCACAUUGUCCACUUCUGAUGCUAAAGAGCCUGUAAAUGAGGUGGUAGGUCUGCCUGCAUCAUCACAUCAGCAGUCUGUGACACUUGGCAGAGGCAAGAAGGUCAAAGAGAGCAGCAGAAAAAAAGGACAUGAUGGCACAGGCCCAGGCGAACAUCUCACCAUGAUGCAGAGCGAAACAGAGAUCGUCCUUCCUCCUAGUGUAGAUGAGAGCAAGGGGAGUGCCAACGAUGAUGUAAAGAUGAGCAACACUCCUCCAUCUAAGAUGGAGGCAUUUGAGAUCUACAAGUCAGAGGGGGGCAGUGAGCUCAACCGCAUCCUGAAGGAAAACAAGUCCAUGCUGAAAGAACGUCUGACUCAAGUGAACAACCUUACAGGGAACAUCAAGUCCAUUAAAUGGGACAUCGACCACAUGAAAAUUGAACUCCAGCUGUAUAAUGAACAGAGACAGGGGAAGUCAGUGAGUGCAGAUGGAGAACCCGUGCCUGACGCGGCCGAGGUAACUCUGCUCAUGAAACUCAGAGAGGCCAAGGAUCAGUACAGGCAGCAGUAUACGGAACUGCUCAGCACCAAAGCAGAGGUGCAAUACUGCAGAUAUCUUGUGGACCAGUGCCGCAUGCGACUCUUCACUGACUUUGAGAGCUGGUACAAUGAGUCCUUCGUGCUUCCAGACGAGGUUCUAUCCAUCUUCAAAGAUGGGGGACCUAUUAGACCAGGCUUGGUUCCUUUGGACAACGAUUUGGCUUUGAGAGCACCUCAUAGUCCUGCUUCCAGGAGGAACAGCAUGGGAUUAGACACAUACAAACCCAAACCACUUGCAACUGUCACCCCAAUAAGGCGAUAGCAUUAUGACCACUAGACAUCUUUCUUUCUUCUUUGUCUUGGCAGCAAACAAUGUUUGUAAGUGUAAUUACCAGAGACAUCAAUAAAUUAUCAAGAUGGUG